UAAAUUUUUAUUGAGUUUUUUAAGCUUGGUCUCUCUCCUCUCAUUACCUACACUUAUGCCUUCUGUUUCUCCUUUGACAUCCUAUUCUUAGCAUCUGUUCUUGUAUCAAGAUCCGAACCCGUGUUUUAGAGAGAGAAAUUACAAAUGAAAAGACAAAUCUUUGGCUUGGUUUUUGUCAUGGCGGUGACUUUUUUUGUCUAGGAUGCAGAGGUCCCUGUGUAUUGCCAGAGCUUUUGGGUUUGCUCAUGAUAACAUUAACAAAGAUUUUCCUUUUAAAAGAAAAGAAAGAAAAACUCCUCAAGUUUAGAGAGAGAUAUUUAUUGCAGUUGGUUCCUACACUAGAUAAAGCUGAGGACUUUUAUAUUGGUUUCCAUCUGUCCUAUGAGCUUUAAUUCUGGUUUGUGUUGAUCAUGAGGCCUAAUGGCGAAAGAGUACAGUGGAUCCCCAAAACCCUAUCAAUUAGAGAAUCGAAGGAAGCGCCUAACUUGGGUCUUGGGAGUUAGUGGUCUCUGUAUCAUAUUCUACAUACUGGGGGCAUGGCAAAACACAACCCCUUCCGCUUCCGAUCGCUCCUCUAUCUCUAACAAAGAGGGAUGUGAUGGCAUCUCUUCAACCACCUAUCAAUCGUCAUCAUUACGAACUUCAUCAUCAUCUCCAUCAUCAUCCCUUGAUUUUGAGUCCCACCAUCAAGUCUCAUCCAAUGACACCUCAGCUGGGUUUCAAAAAUUUCCAGCUUGUGAGAUGAAAUUCAGUGAGUAUACGCCAUGCCAAGACCCAAAAAGAGCAAGAAAAUUUGAGAAGAAAAUGCUUAUAUACAGAGAGAGACAUUGUCCUGCUAAGGAUGAGCUUCUUAGAUGCCUUAUCCCUGCUCCUCCUGGUUAUAAGAAUCCAUUUCCAUGGCCCCGAAGCAGGGAUUGGGCUUGGUAUGCUAAUGUCCCUCACAAAGAACUCACGAUCGAAAAGGCAGUCCAGAACUGGAUCCAGGUAGAAGGAGAGAAGUUCAGGUUCCCUGGUGGUGGCACCAUGUUCCCCAGAGGUGCUGAUGCUUAUAUCGAUGACAUAAACGAGCUCAUUCCAUUAACAAGUGGAAAAAUCAGAACUGCACUUGAUACAGGAUGUGGGGUUGCUAGUUGGGGUGCUUAUCUGCUUAGCAGGAAUAUAUUGGCUAUGUCAUUUGCUCCUAGAGACACACAUGAAGCACAAGUCCAAUUUGCUUUGGAGCGUGGAGUCCCUGCCAUGAUUGGAGUUUUGGCAUCAGAGAGAAUGCCUUACCCUGCCCGGUCUUUUGAUAUGGCUCAUUGUUCCCGCUGCUUGAUCCCUUGGUAUGAUUUUGAUGGUCUAUUUCUCAUUGAAGUGGACAGAGUUCUAAGGCCAGGUGGCUACUGGAUCCUCUCGGGCCCUCCUAUUCGAUGGAAGAAAUACUGGAAAGGUUGGGAGAGGACCCAAAAAGACCUAAACCAAGAGCAGGAUGCUAUUGAGGAUGUAGCGAGGCGCGUUUGUUGGAAAAAACUUAUAGAGAAAGAUGAUCUAGCUGUUUGGCAAAAACCCAUCAAUCAUAUUGAAUGUCAGAACAACCGAAAGCUAUACAAAACUCCCCAUAUCUGCAAAGGAGAUAACCCAGACACCGCCUGGUACAAGAAGAUGGAGACAUGCAUAACCCCACUCCCAGAAGUCAGCGAUUCCAGCGAGGUGGCUGGUGGAUCCCUGGACAAAUGGCCUGAAAGAGCCAUGGCAGUUCCUCCAAGAAUAACUAGUGGCUCAAUCCCUGGAAUCACAGCUGAGAAAUUUCAAGUGGAUAAUGAUCUAUGGAAGAAGCGAGUGCGCCAUUACAAGAGAAUUAUCGAGACUCUAGCACAUGGGCGUUACAGAAACAUAAUGGACAUGAAUGCUAAUUUAGGUGGCUUUGCAGCUGCUAUGGCUGAAGACCCUGUCUGGGUUAUGAAUGUGGUGCCUGCGAAUUCUGAACAUGACACUCUUGGCAUGAUAUAUGAACGUGGAUUCAUUGGAACUUAUCAGGACUGGUGUGAGGCCUUCUCUACUUAUCCAAGAACUUAUGAUAUGAUCCAUGCCGUGGGGGUUUUCAGUAUCUAUCAGGACAGGUGUGACAUUUCAAACAUUCUUUUGGAGAUGGAUAGGAUUCUUAGGCCAGAGGGUACCGUUAUAUUUAGGGAUACAGUGGAAGUUCUUGUGAAGAUUCAGGGGAUAACAGAGGGAAUGAGAUGGAAGAGCCAGAUCAUGGACCAUGAGAGUGGGCCUUUCAACCCUGAGAAAAUACUUCUUGCUGUGAAAACCUAUUGGACUGGUGAAGAAGCUGCACAAAAUUAGCAGGUAUUUGCAUUGCCUAUGUUGUCUGAGUUUUGUUAAGCUCUUUCAUGGGCUUUCUUUUGAUUUUGCAAGGGGCUUUACAGGGUUUCUGGCAUAAUGGGUCAGUUUUAGGUCUUGUUUUGAAUCCACCUCUCUCUCUCUCUCUCUCUCUCAAUGAUAUGAUUCUUUUGGAACCCUGUAAAUAAGACGUGGAUUUUGAUCUGUGGGUUACUGAUUCAAAUGUGAGAAAUCAUUUUUGACUAUUUUGUAUACUUUUAUCUUUGGAAUUUUGGAUUAUAUCAUAUCUACUUUGCAUGAUCGG
Molecule: messenger RNA, 2626 nt
Organism: Amborella trichopoda
Lineage: Eukaryota; Viridiplantae; Streptophyta; Magnoliopsida; Amborellales; Amborellaceae
Product: putative methyltransferase PMT17
Cellular component (GO): trans-Golgi network; endosome; cytoplasm
Molecular function (GO): methyltransferase activity
Source: RefSeq, a predicted model, not a curated record